Messenger RNA from Lottia gigantea (owl limpet), 363 nucleotides. RefSeq lists its product as hypothetical. NCBI's taxonomy places the organism in Eukaryota, Metazoa, Mollusca, Gastropoda, Lottiidae. The record is from RefSeq and is a predicted model, not a curated record. The coding region runs from base 1 to 363 and encodes 120 amino acids. The transcript is spliced from 3 exons.
AUGGAGCAAUCAGAAGCUGAUGGUAGAACCCCAUCUUUAACAAGUAAUAAUAUAUGUUAUAUGUUGUUUAAGAUUUUUAAUUCCCAUAAUUCUGGUCAUGGUAGACUUGUCUUACAUAUGUCUAUAUUUUAUUCCUUGCAGAAUGACCUGAAUAAUGUUUGUCCCAAAGUCCUACCCACCUAUCAAUGGCACCUGAAAGUGCUAAUGAAGACAGAUCAAAACCAUGCAGUGUACAAUAAGGGAAACUUUGCCAGAAUAGCAGCAUUACUCUACUCCGUUUUGAUUUCCAACUUUGCACAAUCUUUGACAUGCACUGCAGCUUUCUACUUCUACAAGUGCAAAUUUGUAGUGCCAGCAGUUUGA